This is a messenger RNA of Anguilla rostrata (American eel), 4641 nucleotides long. Its product is annotated as LIM domain-binding protein 1. The record is from RefSeq and is a predicted model, not a curated record. Gene Ontology annotation, molecular function: LIM domain binding. Lineage: Eukaryota; Metazoa; Chordata; Actinopteri; Anguilliformes; Anguillidae. Gene Ontology annotation, cellular component: nucleus; transcription regulator complex. The transcript is spliced from 11 exons. Gene Ontology annotation, biological process: nervous system development; negative regulation of transcription by RNA polymerase II; positive regulation of transcription by RNA polymerase II. The coding region runs from base 386 to 1624 and encodes 412 amino acids.
CACGCACGCACUCCCUCUCUUGCCCCUCACUCUCUCAUACUCUCCUCCCACCAGUAUUGCAAUUUGCAUACUAAUGAGCGUGAGGCGCAGCUAGCAGCCGCUGGAAUAUAAUUCCUUCUUCCUGCUUCUCGGAGAGAGAGAGAGAGAGAGAGAGAGAGCAAGCUUCGGUUCCUCCGUUUUUUAUUCCUUUUUUUCCCUUCUCGCGCGUGUGAUUUUUUUCAGCCUCUUCCUCUGUCUCCUUUUGCUCCCCCCCCCCCUUCGUGGUUCCCCCCCUCCCGCUCCCCCCCCCUCCUCCUGUUUCUGUUCCUCAGAAGUGGUCCACGCUAACAGCGCGUGGAGCGAACAAGACCAUUCCGCUCAGAGAGGGGGAGAAACAUGUGAGAAGAUGUCCGUAGGAGGCUGUGCGUGCCCUGGCUGUUCCUCUAAGUCGUUCAAGCUGUACUCUCCAAAGGAGCCCCCUAACGGUAGCGCCUUUCCUCCCUUCCAUCCAGGCACCAUGCUGGACAGAGAUGUGGGUCCUACGCCAAUGUACCCUCCAACGUACCUGGAGCCUGGAAUUGGGAGGCACACGCCGUACGGGAACCAGACGGACUACAGAAUAUUUGAGCUGAACAAGAGGCUACAGAACUGGACAGAGGAGUGUGAUAAUCUGUGGUGGGACGCCUUCACUACAGAGUUCUUUGAGGACGAUGCCAUGUUGACCAUCACUUUCUGUCUGGAGGAUGGGCCCAAGCGAUACACGAUUGGCCGGACGUUGAUUCCGCGGUACUUCCGCAGCAUCUUCGAAGGGGGCGCCACCGAGCUGUACUACAUCCUGAAGCACCCCAAGGAGGCCUUCCACAGUAACUUUGUGUCGCUGGACUGUGACCAGUGUACCAUGAUCACACAGAACGGCAAACCCAUGUUUACACAGGUUUGUGUGGAGGGCCGCCUGUACCUGGAGUUCAUGUACGACGACAUGAUGAGGAUAAAGACGUGGCACUUCAGCAUCAGGCAACACCGCGAGCUCAUCCCGCGUAGCAUCCUGGCCAUGCACGCCCAGGACCCCCAGAUGUUGGACCAGCUGUCGAAAAACAUCACGAGAUGCGGCCUCUCCAACUCCACGCUCAACUACCUCCGACUCUGUGUGAUCCUGGAGCCCAUGCAGGAGUUGAUGUCCAGACACAAAACCUACAGCCUGAGUCCUCGGGACUGCCUGAAAACCUGUCUGUUUCAGAAGUGGCAGAGAAUGGUGGCCCCUCCAGCGGAGCCGGCGCGACAGGCCCCCAACAAGCGCCGAAAAAGGAAGAUGUCGGGAGGCAGCAACAUGAGCGCGGGAGGGGGCAGCAACAGCAACAGCAACAGCAAAAAGAAGAGCCCCGCCAGCAGCUUUGCCCUCUCCAGCCAGGUACCUGACGUGAUGGUGGUGGGCGAGCCCACCCUGAUGGGCGGUGAGUUUGGGGACGAGGACGAGCGGCUGAUCACUCGGCUGGAGAACACCCAGUUUGACGCGGCCAACGGCAUCGACGACGAGGACAGUUUCAACAACUCCCCCGCGCUGGGCGCCAACAGCCCCUGGAACAGCAAAGCGCCCUCCAGCCAGGAGAGCAAGAGCGACAACCCCACAUCGCAGGCGUCCCAGUAAACUGGGGGUGCGGUGUGGGGCGGGGAGGGGGAGGGGGGCGGGGAGGGGAGGGGUUUCACUCCCGCUCGCGUGUAGGGGGACUACUCGCUCAUCUACCUGCAGAAUCACACAUGCUAAAGUGGCACUCAAACCUGGUUCUCAGCUCACCGCGUCAGCCCUAGACCCCCCCCCCCCCCCACUCUCCCUCCGCAAAGUGAAGGACUAUUUAUUACACGCGCUUUUCCAACCGCUUGCUGCUGCUAACCCCCGAAAUUUCCAUAGCUUUGCCGAUCGGAUGCCAAAAAGCAGCAGCUGGCGCUCUCGGUCGCUCCGGCCGCGCCAGCCCGAAGGGUCUUUUUUUGUCGUCGGCUGUUUUUUUUUUUUCUUUUUCUUUUUUUGUUUUUUUUGACUGCGUGGCGGUCCGGCGGGCCCCUUCGCUGCGGACGCGCUUUUGACGAAGCCCCGGGGUCAAGGGUCAGCCGUCGGACUUCUCCGCUGGGGCGCGGCGGCCGGUCAGGUUCUUGUUCCAACUUUGGCGUGCGAGUCGGGCCCCGACCCCCAGGGCAGGGGGGGGGGGGUCCUCCUCUCACUGCUCCUGCAGACUUGCAUUCUUAAGACUCUCAGAAAGGUAGUGUUGUGUGCACUUCGGGUGAAGGCGGAGGCUCGGUUUGUAAAAAUCAAAUUAUUUGUUUUGUAGGACCUGGUUGGAACAAAAACCUGUACUGUGCCGGAGCUUGAGGACCGGAGUUGAGAACCACAGCGUUUAAAUCUUAAAAAUACACACAGACAGUAAACCAUUGAGGUACUGGGGUUUGCUCAUGCACCGUGGUAUUGGCGACGGUGACUCUGAAUGCCAUUCCAAGACUGUUUCCUUCAACAUAAACUUCUGGAGAACGUGUUUUUAUUUUUUAAAUCUUGUCUUUUUUAAGAUAAUUUCUAAAAGAAAUAAAAGAAGGAACAAAAAAAAAAAAACAACUUUAAAUGUUCUUCACAUUGUUUUCCCUGCAUUUCCCACUUUUGUUUUUAGUUUUUUUCCCCCCUCUGUUAUUUCCCUGAUUUUAAACUUUGUUGGGCCUGAUAACUUGUAACUGCAAAAAAAAAAAAAAAAAAAAAAAAAAAAAAAAAUCUAUAUAAAUGUGUAAUGCUUAAUUCUAAAGAAUUUUGUAUAGUUGUUAGUUACUUGUUGAAUUAGGAAUUGUAUGGUUUUGUGUUUGAUUUGUGAUCAAAUCUGCAAAGGUAAUGCCUCCUAGAAAUAUCUUUGGAUGACCAUGAUCUUGUCCUCUGGAAUGUUUAGCACAUUGUCGCCCAAUCCAACAAUACAACGCUCACAUUUCCCCUGAUGCUCCGACAGAAUUGUUGCAACGUUGCGGCAGCAUUGCCACAACGUUACAGUAACGCUACAAGAACUGUGGGCUUUAGUCAGGAUAUUUUUCUCAAAGGUAGGGUGAGAUAUGGGUAUGGGCGCAGAUUGUGCCAUUUCAGAAAGGGGUAAAUUACCAUUGUACGUUUUGGAGGUUUUUCUGUGUCCGCUAGCUAUAUAUCCCUUCCACACCUCCGAGAAGACUCCGUAGUAUUGCAUGCUUCUUGCCAAGCAUGGCCCCAGACGAGAGGGGGGGAGAGCAAGGUUUCCCUGCGUUUUAGACUGCUUCCAAAACAAACUGCUCUAUCUGGUUUACCACCUCUCUGAUCCAGCCGUCUGUAGUGUCGCAAGGAAACUGAUUUGCCGAUGUGGAAGUUACCGGGCAUAAAAAUAGCAUUUAUCCAUACAACAUUAAGCAUCGAGUUCUCCCUCUCGGUUACCGAAGUUCAUCAAUUUAGCUAUUUGCAUGGGUGCAGACACCCAGUACCUCUUCAAUUCAACAGUCCAGCGUAAUUUUGUUGUUCUGAAUUCUAAAAGAAGAAAAAAAAAAAUCACAACACAGCAUUUGAAAGAAUCCAGUUUUAUACUAGCCUCUAUUCCCAAGAAUGUUUUUAUUUUGUUUCUUUUUUAUUUUUUACUGAUAUUGAAAGCUACAGACCAAGGAGCUACCAGGACUUGCAAGAUCCUCUUAAUCCCCUUCCCCCAAAAUAUAUUGGUUUGUAUUUUUUUUAAAGAAAGUAAUUUUGUGUGGGCUUUUCUUUUUUAAAUUCAGUUUUUGUGUAUUUGUGCUUGUAUAUUUAAGGUAGUAGCAAAGUUCUGUAUAACUGUAAUUAAAUGUACUCUUCCUUAGAACACCCUAAAGCCAUCCCUAUCUAAUGUAUCAAAAUGAAAAAAACAAAAACAAACAGAACCCCCCCCCCCCCUUUUUGAAACUUGUAUGAAAUUGAUCUUCUAAGGGUACAGUCACCAUUCAAGCGGGGAAAUCAUUUUCCUCCAAGCUGCAAUUUCUUAUUUUUCUUCUUUGUGCAUUUGUUCAGUACUGGAGUUCUGCAGUCCUGGUUACUGCAGUGUAUAACUAAAUUUGAAACGUGUCCAAGAAAAGCUUUCCUAGAUUCUCGAGUUGAUUAAUAUCCCAUAUUUUCCCACUGCAGAAUGUAUUCUCUAGAAAUGUUUUUUUUUGUUUGUUUAAGUGUUGAAUCUGUCAUUGUGACCAUAAAUUCAUGCAAUUACUAGCAUACCUUUGCAGCUUUAACAUCUCUUUAAGCUCUGAAUGUUUAAUGGUGAUGCCACAUUACCCUGACCAUUGUGUCUUGUAAGUACUGGUGCGCACCACCAGAGGGCACCCCUGGGUGCCUCAAAAAUAAACAUUCUGCCUGAGCUGAUGUGUAGCAGAAUUGAAGAGGGGAAACCCCCGUUAAGCCUUUUACUCACAAGCUUUAGGUCCUUUCUAAAUUAAUCCGGAUUAAAAUUGUUCAGUGAUCCUAUCAAAAUUUCUGGUACGAUUUGCAUAUUGUAGUUCCCGCACUUGAAAUUGGAAAUAAAAUGGUGACGUGUACCCUUGUGCUCUCUCUAUAGAGCCUCCUGUCUUUGGGGCUGUUUGAUAUAAUUUUUUUGGUUUGCUUAGUUUCUGCCAUUGAUAAUUCAUGUAUGGUACAAAUAAAGACAAAUUUUCACUUUA